UGCCUGUGGUUGUGUCACUUCAAGAAGUAUCGGGAUACAUUGGUGGUACUGUUAUCCUGCCCUCUGGUGCUGACCCAUCAUGGAAUCUAUCAAGAAUUGAUUGGGCAUUAUCUAGCAACAAAACCUUCAUCGCUACUUAUCGUAGUCAGAUAACAAACAUUGAUCGUUUUCCAGCAUUUAAAGGGAGACUCACACUUAACCAAAUCUCAGGUGACAUGACGAUCCAUAAUUUGAGGCAAGAAGAUGAAACGAACUACACUGUAUACCUCUACAACAUAAAGAAGGAAAACAAAGUGAACGACAUUAGAUUAAAAGUGAAACAGCACCUUCAGAAACCAACCAUAAAGCAGAUUCACAACGCAGCAACAGAAAACGGCUGUUUAAUGUUGCUCUUUUGCUCUUCUCAAGAUCAAGAUGUUGAUUUCUCCUGGAAAGUGACGCCUCAUAAUUUGAAUAACUGGGUCAACACAAAGGGAGGUCCGUCACAACUUUUUGUCCAUGUUAACACACAAGGUUCUGUUGAAUUUGCCUGCACAUCCAGCAGGAAAAUGGAGAAUACUUCAAAGGUUUUCUCUUCUAAGUGUAAUGUUGCAGGUAAAGAGCCUUCAUGCAGAAACAGAUGGGGAGCUGGUGUUUCCUGUUUCUUCGUAGUGGGUCUUGCUGUUUUCCUAGCAUUCCUGAGUUAUUAUCUGACAGAAAAACUGUAUCCGCCAGAAAACUGAAAAYCAAAAGG
This is a messenger RNA of Austrofundulus limnaeus, 733 nucleotides long. Its product is annotated as CD48 antigen. The record is from RefSeq and is a predicted model, not a curated record. Gene Ontology annotation, cellular component: membrane; cell-cell junction. Lineage: Eukaryota; Metazoa; Chordata; Actinopteri; Cyprinodontiformes; Rivulidae.